Messenger RNA from Argiope bruennichi, 5433 nucleotides. RefSeq names its product beta-1,3-galactosyltransferase 1-like. Gene Ontology annotation, molecular function: hexosyltransferase activity. Bases 757 to 1884 code for a protein of 375 amino acids. Gene Ontology annotation, cellular component: membrane. Lineage: Eukaryota; Metazoa; Arthropoda; Arachnida; Araneae; Araneidae. The transcript is spliced from 2 exons. The record is from RefSeq and is a predicted model, not a curated record.
GACAGAUUAUUUUAAACGAUUCAUUUUAUUUUCUGAGUGUUUGAUGCAUUUAAAAUGAAACAUUGUUAAUGAAUCGAUCCAUUCAUGAUGAAUCUGAGAAAAUUUUGUUGACAAAUGCUUGAGAUAUUACAUAAAUUAAGAAAGAUAUUCUUUAGUGCCCAUAAAGUUUAAACGCUCAGUGACUCUAUCACAGUAAUCAUAUUAUUAAAAAAAUGCUUUGUUUCAGUAAAAAAUAUUGUUAUAUUAAUUGCAGAUUAAUCCUUUACACUUUAAUUUAAAACAUAAAUUCUACGAGGGGUAACAGAAAAUUAGAGAGAUACAUAUCACGUUAUGACUGAAGGCCUUUAUAAUAUUAUGAGUGAAUUAUAUGACUAUCAAAAUUUGAAGUUUUAAAAUAUUUUGCUGAAGAAUCUAUUAAAGUUGGAAUUGCAUAAAAUAUUUAAUUAUUAAAAUUUUAACGAACACUAAGAUUGGCGAACCGGCUGGUCGCCAAAGGCGGCUAGUAUAUAUAUAUAUAUAUAUAUAUAUAUAUAUAUAUAUAUAUAUCAUUUAAUAUUUUUAUACUCAUUUUUAUCUUUGAAUCGAAUGAAAAAUAUCAAUUAUGUCAAAAAGUAAAAACGCUAUUCUGAAUUCAAAUUAAUAUACAAUAUGCUAAUUUGAAUUCAGAAUCAAGUGUAGUUGCCUCAAAAUUUCCUUUGGUUAAUAUUUUAGUAAAAAUAAUUUAGAAUAUAAUAUAGAACGCAGGAAACAUCUAAAAUGAAAAGAUAUACAAGAAUUAAUGCUAAUAAUGCUUUAUGCAUUAUGCCAAGGAAAGCAAUAGCAUCUUUAAUGUUAGUUAUGGCUAUUUUAACAAUUUUUUCAUUUAUAUCCAUUGAAAUAAAGCGAAUUAUUUGGCUAAAAAAUUUAGUUAAGCAAAAAGAUAUCGAAAUGCAACAUUAUAAGGAUGCUUAUGAGCAGGUUUUUAAUACAACCUUCAAAUCGAAUACAUCUGUAGAAACUGCAUCAAAGAUCACGAACAACACAUUUCUUCUGACUAUUGACUGGAAUGCCGAAAUGGUUGAUGACGUUUUAUCAGAAAAUCCUUUAUGUAGUCAUAGACUAUUUCUACUAGUUCUUGUGGCAUCAGCUCCUGAAAAUUUUGAACACCGAGACACCAUCAGAAAAACAUGGGCUAAUCCAAAAAACAAAAGUCCUACCAUAUCUGGAUUGAAAACCAAGACUAUAUUCUUGAUCGGACGCACUUCUAGCCGUUUCUUAAAUGCUCUUCUGAAAACUGAAAAGGAAAUCUCCAAUGACAUUCUCUUAGGUGACUACCGCGAUACGUAUCGCAAUCUGACGCAGAAAGUUGUUCAUGGUUUGAGAUGGGCAUCAUCGCAUUGCCAAUCCUCCUACACUUUGAAAACGGACGAUGACUGCUUCGUCAAUGUGCCUCUUCUUUUGUAUUUUCUGUGGAAGCAUAAUCCUAUAGAGUCGAAUCUAUACGCGGGACACGUACGUUGGUCAUCUCCUGUGAUACGGAAUCCUAACAGCAGAUGGUAUGUCUCAGAAAGUGAUUUUCAGGGAUCUCGGUUUGUGCCUUAUGUAAAUGGUGCUGGAUAUGUUUUGAGUUUAGAUGUCUUGAGGAAGUUUGUGAAAUUCUCUGGCCUCAUCAAGUUUUUUCCCAAUGAAGAUGCCUUUGUGGGAACUGUUUUAAAUAUGGCAGGCGUAAGACCAACUUACAGUGCAAGAUUCGUUGCUCAUUCUGCUGCGUGGCAAAUGUGUAAUUUCUUAUAUCUGUUUGUUGUCCAUCAUGUAAAACCGACACGGCAAUUUGAAUUCCAAAAAUUUGCAAGUGAAGCGUGGGAAGAAUGUUCCUUAAGUGAUAUGGCUCAUGAUUGGGUUUAAAAGCAAAACCAGUAGAUGACAAUAUGUAGCAUUAAUUCUUUUGGAAGAGAUCAACAAUUUAAUUAAGAUUAUCGCUAGAAACCUUUAAAAACAAAACUAAUACAGAAUGCAAUUAAUCAAAAUUUCGAUUUGAAAGUUGUCACGAUUUUAUUAUUUGAGAGGUAUUUCAAACAAUAAUUGAAUUUUAGAAUAAAAAAAUAAAUUUUGGAGCUCUUAUGCAGAAAUAUUUUAAUUCCAGAACUCAAAGUAAAAGAACAUCAGAAAGUUAUUCAUUUCAUUUAAAUUGCCAAAGUCUGAAUAAAUAAAACCAUCCGAAGAAAAUAUAAAAGUUAAAAAUACAUUAAUCAAAUUUAAAGAAAAUGGUUCUAUCUUCAGAAUGGUUGUAUCAAUUAUAAUUUUAUCAAUUAGGAGAAUCAAAAACAACAAAAUUCUGUAUUUAAAAAUAAAUCUAUCAAAAAUUGAAAAGAUUUGAGAAAAAAUUUCACACAUGUUUCGAGUGCUUGUAAUAAUUUUUCGAGAGUGGAUCAGUCAUUAAGUUAUUUAUAUUUCGGGGUAUUUGUUCCUCUGUUCACAGAAGUGAUGUUUUUGGAAGCAUUAUAAUGCAAAAUUUCUUUCUUGUUACAAUUCCAAAGAUUUUAGAUGAUCAAACUAUAAUUCGUUACAUAGAUGUUAUUUAUCACAGGCGUUCCACCCUGCAAGCUCUCGACACAUUAAUGGUAAAGGCUAAUCUCUUACAGAAAUUAUCAUUGGUUUAAAAUUUUAUUUAAAAUAAUUUAGGUCCUUUUGAAAAAAUACAAUUAUUGAUUUUACAUUGAUGUCUUAUUGCAUACAUACUGUUUGCCCACUUCAAUUAUUUUUUUAAUUAUGAUGUAAUUUAUACUUGUCACAAUUUUAUUAUUGGGAGAAUGGGCAUAAUAUAAAAUUAUAGUAAAUCCACACUCACUAUAAAUCUCGAAAAUUAGAAUUCAAAUAUUAUGUCUAGUAAAUUUUGCCUGAACUUCCAUUUCAAGGUAUUAUAAAACUACAUAAAUGAAGUUGUAAUACGUUUUUUUAACUAAGUCAUCUAUAUACAGGGUGUUGUUUUUUUUAACUGACGGUACUCAGAGAUCUCUGUAGCUUGAACUAUCAGCCUCAAAGCCACCAAAUUUUGUUCGGGGACUAUUGACGAACGUGGAAGAAAGGAAUCCGCGAGAAAAAAAAAUUAGUUCCAAAAGUUGCUGAUAGGGGAAAAUGUAGCGCUUUACACUUUAAAACAGCUAAAUUUUUUUUAUAAAACACGGGAAAAAAUGCAAAAUCCCAACAGAUGCAAAGUCGACACCAGAACCAGUUUUUUUUUUUUUUUUUUUUUUUUUUUUGUCGUGUGACUAUUUUAAGCCAAAUUUUUGCGCAGUAGCUUCUGAGGAUCGACCCCUGAGCACCCAAGAGCAGAAGUCUGACUUCUAGCUCAAAUGAAGAUAGCACACACACACUCGCUUGCACAACCCCUUUUUACGGGGGGGAGGGGCUCAUCCACACACCUCACAGAGAAAACAGAAGGAAGAGAACAACCAUGCCUGAACCAGGACUCGAACCCGGAACGCCUAGAUCACGGGGAAGACGCGCUACCCCUAGGCCAGGACGCCGGCAGCCAGAAUUUUGAGUUAUGAAAAAGAAGCGGGGCAUCGAAAAUAUUUCAAGUAUCAGUUGAUUUGUAAAAUGCUUCUCAUUUUAGCACAGCGUGCAUUACUUGUGAAGCUUUUUUAUUUUAAUCAAUCUAAUGCAGUGGCCACUCUUCGCGAAUUUAAAAGUCGAAACAAUUUACGUAAAGGACCUCUAUCAAUUAAGGCAGUUAAAGCAAUGAAAGCAAUGAUUAAAGAAUUUGAAAAAACUUGCUCUCUCGGAACUCGGUCUAGUAGAGGACGGAAACCGGUAUCGGAGGAUACGAUCACAAAUGUUACGACUACAAUCGUUGAAAGAAACCAGACGAGCACUGCGGGUAAUAGCACACAUGGAGUUGCCCGACAACUGGAUGUUACUGCUUCAACAGUAUGGAAAGUUUGAAGAAAAAUUCUUAAACUUUAUCCAUAGAAAAUGAGCCUUUUGCAUGAAUUAAAACCUACAGAUUACGAUCUUCCAUUAACCCUUACUUUGACAUUUCUUACCAGGAUGGAGGUCGAUGAGGCUUGGUCUUGGACAAUUCUCUAGAUGAUGAGCCCAUUUUUAUUUGAAUGGGACUGUUAACACUCAGAAUUCUAGAAUUUGGGCAUCUGGACAACCCCAUGCAUUUCAAGAAAUCAUUCUCAAAAAGUAACUGUUUGGUGUGGUUUUGCAGCAGAUUUUAUCAUUGGACCAUACUUUUUUGAGACUAUUACCCAAGCAGGGCCGCAGACGUGUUCCGUAAACGCUCAAAGAUAUCAUGACAUGCUGAGUAGUUUUGUUAUCUCACAACUUCAGCAAAGGCAAUGCUUAGAUAAAAUUGCCUUUAGGUAGGAUGGGGAACCACCACAUAUUGGUACAUCCGUACAUAAUUGUUGCGCCAUCACUUUACAGAAGAAAGAGUCAUUAGUCGCUGUUUUCGUGUUGCAUGGCCACCUCACUCCCCAAAUCUAGCCCCAUGUGACUUUUUUCUGUAGGGUUAUUUGAAAUCAAAGGUUUAUCUUGCUGGAGUCUCGAAAAUAUCAGUUUUAAAGGAAAACAUAACACGGACUGUUAUAAACAUGCCUCCUGAAAUAUUGCAUUCAAUUAUAGACAGUACGGUGUACAGAAUGCAAUGCUUAGUCCAAGAAAACGAAGGCCAUAUUGAAAAUAGCCGAUGUCUUCUAAAGGGGAGCGAUUCUACUGAAUAAAAACAAUAGAACAAAGAAUUAAAAAAAAGUGAAAUAGAAUCUUUUAUAUUUUUUUUUAUUUUUUUUAAAUUUGUAACCAUUUACAGAAGUUAUUUUUUCGAAUAAAGCAUAUUUGUGGGAAAAUUAAUUCUUUGUUAUUCAUUUAUUUGUUUACUGUAGCCAUUUAAAAUUUUAUCGUGCAGUUAAACAUAAAAUUUCGAUCAAAAGCGCCACAUUUCUCCAAUCGGCAACUUUUUGAACUAAUUUUUUUUUUUUUUUUCGCGGAUUCCUUUUUCCCAUGUCGUCAAUAGUCCCCGUACAGAAUUUGGUGGCUUUGCGGCUGAUAGUUCGAGCUACAGAGGUCUCUCAGUACCGUCAGUUUAAAAAAAACCCACCCUGUAUAUUAAUGGACGAGGAUACAUAUAAAAUAGCUGCAAGUGACAAUUAAUUAUUACAGGACAUUACUUUUAUUUCUUUUCAUGGUAAUUAUAAAAAGUAUUCAUUUUUACGACAAAUUGUAUAAUUAAUGUUCAUUGAAUUAAAAUAUGAGAAAAAAUACUAAUUAGCAAGACCCACUAUUAUCCAACAGCAAUAUUAUAUGUAUUUGUCAAAACGUGUAUCCUGAAAACAUGUACAAUCCAAACAAUAAAUUAUUGCUGAAAUAAAGAUUCAAAUAGGUAGAAUUAACUUUCAUUAUUUAGAAACAUUUUACUUAAUAUACAAAGUAUAAGCAAUAUAUGGAAGA